This is a messenger RNA of Phascolarctos cinereus (koala), 2914 nucleotides long. RefSeq names its product CD34 molecule (gene CD34). Gene Ontology annotation, cellular component: membrane. The record is from RefSeq and is a predicted model, not a curated record. NCBI's taxonomy places the organism in Eukaryota, Metazoa, Chordata, Mammalia, Diprotodontia, Phascolarctidae. Gene Ontology annotation, biological process: cell-matrix adhesion.
UCUACGUACCAGGUUCAAAACAGCCACUCUACCACUGCUGUGCAUACAGCGGCCGCCCCCGCCCUCCGCCCACACCCCCUCCCACGCUUAGGUUGACCUGGGAAGCCCACGGAAACCGCGAAGGAGCCCAGGCAGGCCCAGCCCAGAGUCAAAAGAAGGAGGGGGAAGGGGGAAAAAGCCAGUAUCUCCCACCCCCGGCAGAGGGGGCGGGAAGCCGAGAGCUGCGGGAGCGGGGCAGCUUGUUGGACUUUGUGCAGCUGCUGGGAGAGCCGAGCUGCGAAGAUGCUGCUCCCGAGAAGCUGGCGCGCUGGACUGCGGCUGCAGUUUUGGGCGACCCUGAUCGGUUUGCUGAGUUUGCUGUCCCAAGAAGGAGCAGCAGAUGAAAGUGAUAACCUCCAGGAAACGACAGUGCUGCCAGAAAAUGACUUCAAUCUUACCGUUUCUACAUGGAAAGGAACAACUAAAGAAACCCCUAGGAAUACCAACCCCAGUCCAAGCCCUAGCCUUGGCCCCAGCCUUGGCCCCAGCUCCAGCCCUAGUCCUAGUUUCACUUCCCUGAAGAGCAGCCCAGCUCCAGGGAGUACACAGUCAACCACACCUAACCCAGAGACCUCAGAGCCUGAAACUCAGAGUCCCAUAUCUACCUCUGGAGUCAGCCUAACGUCUGGAGCUGUGAACACCUCUGCCCAAAAUGAGAUCCUUCCCGCCACCAUGGUGCCCACCAACCUGACAACAGCCAAUUCAUCUUCUCCAGAGGCGACAGUAACGACCAGCAUGUCUGAGACCACAUCAAGUCCACUCUCCAAUGGUACCAACACUACAACCAUUUCUACAGCACCAUUGCUGACUAGUAUGGUUCCGGUUAUAAUUGAGAAACACAUCAAAUGCUUAAAAAUCAAACAAGUACAAGCAUUGAAGGGCAUCUGCUUGGAGCUGAACGAGACCUACAGUUGUGAGGAUUUUAAAAAGGCCCAGGGAGACAACUUAACUAAGGUGGUUUGUGAGCCUAAGGUGUCUGAGGCAGAAGCUGGGACCCAGGACUGCUCCCUAAUCCUGGCUCAAUCUGAAGUAAAUCCGAGCUGCCUCUUCUUGGUUCUGGAUUCAAAAGGUGACAUUACUCACAUGCUCGAAGUCAUGAAUAAGCACAAGUCUAACCUGGAAAAGUUAGGGAUCCAGGACUUCCAGGAGCAGGACAUCCGGAGUCACCAAAGCUAUUCCCGAAAAACACUGAUUGCCCUGGUCACCUCAGGUCUCCUGUUAGCAGCUCUGGGCACGGCUGGCUACUUCCUCAUGAACCGUCGGAGCUGGAGCCCUGCAGGAGAGAGAUUGGGAGAAGACCCCUAUUACACGGAGAAUGGUGGAGGCCAGGGAUAUGGUGCAGGCCCUGGGGCCAGCCCUGAUUCACAGGAAAAGGCCAGUCAGAACCGAGGGGCCCAAGAGAAUGGGACCAGCCAGGCCACAUCCAGCAAUGGCCACUCGUCCAGACAGCACGUGGUGGCUGAUACAGAACUGUGAUGGGACAAGGAAGGGCUUGGAGCUGGUGGGGUGAGGGCAAAGACCAUCCCCCCAGAGAGCUCUAGGCUCCUCCCCACCCUUCCCUCCCUGCUGUCCAUGUAGUACACCAGUUCCCAAAUUGUUCUUACCCUUUAUCAUUCUCCCUCUCCCUCUCACUACACAUAGCUUUUUUUGUGUUCCUAGGUUGGGCUGGGGGAGGAAUUUCUCUUAUUACCAGAUCCCCAGGUCAGUGGUGCCUCUUUACUACUCUGGACAGCGUGCCCUGCUGGGGACCCUAACUCUUACCUUGGUCUAUUUGGGGCCAGGGUGUGACAAGAAAGAGCUAAGGCUCCAGAACCCAUAUAUAGUACUAUAUAAAUAGGGACUGGGCUCCUGGGGCAUGAGCCAAGCUCCAGAUGAAUCUCUCUCCCUGAUAGACCAGAGAGUUAGUACCUCUGCCACCCUGGUCUCUCUCCCCACCUCUACCUCCCCCUAGGGCCCCACUCUCCUACUGCUAAUUCCUAGGAAGAGAGGAAAAGUUGGGGCUGCCAAUGCUUCUGUGUAGGAUGCCCAUUAUUCCGGGCUUUCCCUUCCAUUUUCUUCCUUUCUUGUAAGGAAGCCACAUUAACCACUUUCUGUCCUUCCUGCCUACUUAUCAAGACUAAACAACUUGUUUUUCCCCAAAUGUUUCCCUCUGUCCUCCUACAAAACAGAAUUGGCUGUCCUUGCCUUCCCUCUUAAGCCCAAUACAGCCCAGCCAUUUCUCUUGUAAGCAAAUAUGCCCGUGGGCAGCUCUCUGUGAGAUGGGGAUUAGAACUAACCAGAUUCUUAAAUUUUUUUUUUUGGUCUGUACUCAUGCAUUUGUAGGUAUAUACUGGUAUGUGGGGACGUAUCGGUGAUAGCAAAUUGUGCUCAAUCUUGGCCUCCUCUGGGGAAAGUGGUGGGGGGAGUAGAGAUCACAAACCUCUUCUUGGGCACAGGAAGCUGGGCCGAGGGGUGCGGCCUGUUGGCAGCUCCUGUGGCUUCCCUAAGAAAGUGCCCAAACGAGAGCCUUGGAAAGGCAAGAUGACAUUAUUUCUGACUGUCACAGCCUUGACCUCCUCAUCUGUAGCUCUCAGGAGUUUAUACUAGUGCCAUCCCUUCAUGAGCCUCGCUCCCCCAGUUCCCCGUGCCUCCACAUCCCUUUCACACCCAACACUCUUUGCUCACCACCAGGAGUCAGCCUCUUGGGAGAAAAGGAUAGAAUAGUUCUGGAGAGGGAGGAAGCAAGAGUCCCUGGGUUCAGCAGCCCUUAGAAGCUAUUACUUUCCAGAGGCAGGGAAGAGGGUUGUAAUUUUUGGGGUUUUUUCCACCUUGAGAAAAAAUGUUUGUAAAUACUGUAAUUAAAGUGAUAGUAAAAUGGGUAUGUUUCUAUCGCUCA